Chara braunii is the source of this 597-nucleotide messenger RNA. The record is from the annotation of a GenBank genome assembly. NCBI's taxonomy places the organism in Eukaryota, Viridiplantae, Streptophyta, Charophyceae, Charales, Characeae.
ACCAUACCAGGAGGAUGGAGGGGAAGAAAGAGGACUGGAAGAAGAGUGAAGACGAGAAGAAAAGGAAGGCGGAGAAGGCAACGACGAAGGGGAAGUAGAAGGAUGCGAAGAAGAGAAGAAGAAGUGGCGAAGAAGAAAAGAAGAAGGCGAACACGAAAGCAAAGGCGAAGGAGAAGGCGAGGCGAAAGCAAAGGCGAAGGCGAAGGCGAGGCGAAAGCAAAGGCGAAGGCGAAGGCGAAGAGAGCGAAGAAGAAGGCGAAGAGGAAGGCAAAGACGAAAGCAAAGAAGAAGGCAGUGAGGAAGGCGAAGAAGAAGGUGAAGAAGAAGGCGAAGAAGAAGGCGAAGAAGAAGGCGAAGAGGAAGGCAAAGAGGAAAGAGAAGAAGAAGGCGGAGAAGAAGAAGGCAGCGAGGAAGGCGAAGAAGGCAGGGGAGAAGGGCAAGGCGAAGGAGGAGGAGGAGGAGGAGGAGAAAGGAGGAGGAAAAGGAGGAGAUAUCAGCAUACGAGAAUAAAAUGGGAAGCACAGCCCUAUACUCCUAGAUGAGAUCGUCGAUGGCCGGGGUCAGUCUAAUGACAAGCUUACGUCACCAUCCAAUGGA